UUUUAGUUGUCUAUUUAUAGAAAACCACAUGCGCUAUCGACAUUGACUGUCAUUGAAGUAAAAUGGGUUAUAAUCCGGAUUUUCAGGUUUCGAAUUAUAUAAAGUUGAAUUAAAUUAUUGAUAUUUUCGGCUAAUACUUAAUUUUAAAGAGAUAGAAGAUGUUUUCUAAGUCUUCAUCCACGAGAAUAACGUGCAAGUUAAUACGGAGGUGUUUUACUUCUCAGGUUCAGACAUCUACCGCUUGCAGCGUCGGCUGCAUAGAUUCUGUGAACAGAUUUCUAGAUAAAUAUGAUACAUUUAUGCUGGAUUGUGACGGCGUAUUGUGGAGGGGUGAUCAUAUUACUCCUGUAGAAGGAAUCUCAAAGGCCAUAGAGAAGCUUCAGAGUUUAAACAAGCGUGUUUUAUUCGUAACAAACAACAGUAUUGCUUCACGAUUGAUGUUGCAACAAAAAUUUCAGAGCUACGGGUUUGAUUCAUCGUUGGAAAAUAUAUUUGGAAAUGGAUAUAUUGCCGCAAGAGUCAUUAGAGACGUUCUAAAAGUUAGCGGGAAAGUAUAUCUGGUUGGUGGACCCGGCAUCAAGUGGGAAUUAGACCAGCUUGGCGUAGAUAAUGUCGGUUUUGGUGUGGACCCUGAUAACCCGACAAGUGACGAGCAGGAAUUACUAAAUCAUUCAUUUGAUGACAAUAUAGAGGCUGUUCUUGUAGGCCAUGAUGAAUACAUGAGCUACAAUAAAAUUUAUAAAGCAGCUUCAUAUAUCUGCGAUCCGAGAUGUCACUUCAUAGCGACCAAUAACGUAGAAAAGGGGAUCUUUAUCGGCGACGGGGUCAAUAAACGCCGUAUGCCGCUAGCCGGUAUGGUUGUGAACGCUAUAACAGAAGUUGCUGGUAGAAAGCCACUGGUGGUCGGGAAACCAAAUAGGUUCAUGUUGGACUGUAUUGUCGGUAAACAUUGUGAUAUUGAUUUCAGCAGAACUGUUUUCGUCGGUGAUCGUCUUCAGACUGACGUAAAGUUUGCUAAAACUAACGGUAUUGAUUCCGUUUUAGUGUUGACUGGUGUUGGCAAGGUUGAGGACAUCGAUAGUAAUCCAGAGUUGACACCGAAUUAUGUGAUGCAUUCUCUUUCAGACAUUGUUCACUGAUAUAUUUACAAAAUCAUUUUAUGUAAUUUUACUUCUUUGCAGCUACUAAAAACAAAAUUCUCAAAACUUUGAAUUCCACAUGACUUUUAUUUUAAUUGUCAAAUAGCUGAUGUAAAUACACUUAACAUAAUUGAUAUUUAUUAAAUCAGGAAUACUAUUAUAUGAUAUUAUCUCUUUAGAAUUAAAGUAUUAAUUACUAAACAAUAUAGUGUUCAGUGUUGGAACUUCUGUAGCCAGGUCAUGUACGUACUUGUUUGUAAAAGUAAACUUAUUUAUAAGCAGUUCCAUCUUAUUUUAAUCUGUUUAUAA
Ruditapes philippinarum (Manila clam) is the source of this 1448-nucleotide messenger RNA. RefSeq lists its product as uncharacterized. Bases 159 to 1139 code for a protein of 326 amino acids. The record is from RefSeq and is a predicted model, not a curated record. Lineage: Eukaryota; Metazoa; Mollusca; Bivalvia; Venerida; Veneridae. The transcript is spliced from 2 exons. Gene Ontology annotation, molecular function: phosphatase activity. Gene Ontology annotation, cellular component: cytoplasm.